GAACUCCCAUUCACCGUCAUGUCUGAUGGAGGAGUCACAACUCAUGGCUCAGCAUCGGAAGAGGAUGUGUGUACUAUAACUAAGCUACCUGGAUAGAGACAGACAGGACAUUUCAAAUACAAGAUCAGCAACCCCCAAUGGAAGCAGCCUCCAUUUCUCCUCUGACUUGCUUUCUCGUGAUAUAAUCCCUAUGUGAGGAGAAGCGACCACCUGUACUUCUGUUUGCCUGUCACGUGUCCAACUAUAUCUGAGGGUAUCCCUUCAGAAGCUGGACAACAUAUCGAGCUACCUGAGAGCUCUUCCGGAUGCAUUUGUCAAUGGAUACCUUGGGAAUGGUGAAUGACGGCUGCCUGUCACCAGACAACUACCAUGACAUGGUGAAGGGAGGGGGGUCUAGCGUAGGAGGCCGGGUCCACAGCAUCGAUGUGAUCCUGGGCUUCAGUAAGGACCAGGAACCCCUGCUCACCCCCGUGGGGGAUGUGGGGGCCCAUAAAGUGGACACAGAGGGCCUGGAGUACCAGGGGAAGCAGGUCCAGUCAGACCCAUACGGACAUCUCGCCAGCCUGGGGGACAUCACACAGCACUCUGCCUUCCACGAAUCAGGCCUUUUCUCCAGUGAUAAGUGUGAUGGGGACCUGGGAGAUCUCCAGAAGGGGGUGGACAGUGACGGGGAGAAGUCCCCGGAACCCCCAGAGGAGGACCACCCCAAGAAGAAGCACCGGCGUAACCGCACCACCUUCACCACCUACCAGCUCCACGAGCUGGAGAGGGCCUUCGAGAAGUCACACUACCCUGAUGUCUACAGCCGGGAGGAGCUGGCCAUGAAGGUCAACCUCCCUGAGGUCCGCGUGCAGGUUUGGUUCCAGAAUCGUCGGGCUAAAUGGCGACGUCAGGAGAAGAUGGACUCUAGCUGCACGAAGCUCUACGACUCUCCCAUGCUGUCCUUCAACCGGCCGCCCAUGUCCUCCAACUUGGGGCCCAUGUCUAACCCCUGGCUGACCUCUCCCAUGAAUAGUGCCACCCCCAUGAACACUAUUCCUGGCUACAUGGGCCCAGGGCAGGGCCCUCACCUCCAGCCUGCCUACCCUAGCCACUCCCACAGCCAAAGCUUCCUCAACAGCCCCCCAACAUAUGGCAUGGUGCACCAGGGGAAGGUACAGGGCAUGCAGUCAAUGGCCCCGCCACCCUACCAGUGUUCUCCCAGCUUCAACGAUAAGUACCCAAUCCAUGAGCAAGUGGAAUGUAGCUCCAGCAUCGCGGUGUUGAGGAUGAAGGCUAAGGAGCAUAUUCAGUCCAUGGAUAAAACCUGGCAGCACAUGUGAUCAGAAGAUGGAGAGAAUACGUUCUGUAUAAGGGAUGAUCAACUGCAACAAAUGUGAUUACAAAAACAAAGACAUUCUGUAUAAAGGAUGUUCAACUAAAUGAAUGUAGCUAUGUUUACAAACUUUUUUUUUCUUUCUUGGUUUAAAAUCCUGACAGAGAGGAUACUGUGCGUGGCACCUUGUCAGCUUGUUGAGUGACUCGUAAAGACAGAACUGAGCGACAAGCAUUGAUGAUCGAUUUAUACUCUGGAUGCAAUUAAGCUUGUACUGUAACGGUUUUGCAAUGGACGGCUGAAUUUUUACCAAUAUAUCACUAGUUAAUACCCUAUCAGUACAAAGCAACAGGAGAGACAGCUACCGCUUCUGACUUCCAUAUUAGGUCCAGGAGUUUUUCCUGACCAUGUGGCCUGACUAGGACAUCCUCUUGGCCCUGAUGAGGCAACAAGUCCUCGGUGACUCCGUCCUGGCGAAGCGAGGUUGAGAUCCUCUGUCUUGCAUAAUCUGUCACGCCUGCUAAUUUGUGCAGACAAGCAUACCUCCUUACACCUAAUUAACUGUUUUAAAAGUGAUUACAGUGCAUUCUGAAAGUAUUCAGACCCCUUGACUUUAUCCACAU
Messenger RNA from Coregonus clupeaformis (lake whitefish), 1938 nucleotides. Its product is annotated as retinal homeobox protein Rx2-like. Lineage: Eukaryota; Metazoa; Chordata; Actinopteri; Salmoniformes; Salmonidae. Bases 306 to 1322 code for a protein of 338 amino acids. Gene Ontology annotation, biological process: positive regulation of transcription by RNA polymerase II. The transcript is spliced from 4 exons. The record is from RefSeq and is a predicted model, not a curated record. Gene Ontology annotation, molecular function: RNA polymerase II cis-regulatory region sequence-specific DNA binding; DNA-binding transcription factor activity, RNA polymerase II-specific.